GCUCUGUGGGGAGAGUAAGCACGGGGGGUCGGUAAGUCAUUGUUUGGGGGGAUUGACAGAAAAGAUAGACACGAAUAAAUACAUGUAUAUAUAUCCGAGGCCGCAUUCUUUCUUUUUGUUGGUAUUCCUCUGUUUUCUACAAACACCUGUAACACAAGUCGUCACAAUGGUUUCCGCCAAGAUCAUCACCGCUGCCCUCUCCCUCGUCGUCGCCGUCGCCGCUUCGCCCGCCAAGCGCGAGUCUUGCGUCUACCGCUGCGGCGGUGUCUGCUACUGGCAGUCCGACAUUGACGCUGCUGUCCAGAAGGGUUUCUCUGACCUCCAGAACGGCCAGACUGAGCACAGCUACCCCCACCAGUACAACGACCGUGAGGGCUUCGACUUCCCUACCUCUGCCCCUUGGUACGAGUACCCCAUCCUCUCUUCCUACAAGGUCUACUCUGGCGGCUCCCCCGGUGCCGACCGUGUCAUCUUCGACUCCCAGGGCAACCUUGACUCCCUCAUCACCCACACCGGUGCUUCCGGCAACAACUUUGUUGCUUGCGACCAGCAGUAAAUACAGCCUUAGCUUAGGGCGACCCCCAAAAGCGUGAUGGUGGAGAGAACAAUGAGUUCACCACUCGCGUAGAGGGGCAUUUAUUUGUAUUUUAGAUUACAAAAGUAUAUAUCAUGAUGAAAUGCAAACUUUCCAAAACGAUCAUUCUCAGAUUCCAAACUCCGCCCG
Molecule: messenger RNA, 724 nt
Organism: [Torrubiella] hemipterigena
Lineage: Eukaryota; Fungi; Ascomycota; Sordariomycetes; Hypocreales; Clavicipitaceae
Source: the annotation of a GenBank genome assembly